Molecule: messenger RNA, 1299 nt
Organism: Schistocerca serialis cubense
Lineage: Eukaryota; Metazoa; Arthropoda; Insecta; Orthoptera; Acrididae
Product: proteoglycan 4-like
Exons: 2
Coding region: 1-1299 (432 amino acids)
Source: RefSeq, a predicted model, not a curated record
AUGACGAACCAGCUACCGACCCAUAACUAUGCUAAGGAUGACUCUUUUACUUCUGACUUGCACUCUAGUGACCGGGCGUUCAUUCUUAUGAACAAGCUCGCUCAUGGGGGCUCCUACCCUGGCCGAGAAGAUGAUGAAGCGGCCAUACUCGUCUUCUGUAACAUUCGGAAGGCUGCUGCACUACCGCACACGAGGCAGCAAGAGUUGGGUGUGUCACCGAGAGCCUCGCCGGGCGCACUGCAAGAGUUUGCCGGACCGGCGGCGGCGGCCUCGGCGGGUGUUGCGCCGCUGGACUCGACCACUCAAGAGGUCGAUGUGCCCCUGGUUGCCCCUCUGGCCCCACAGACACAGGAAGAGCCCGUGGCUGCGCUAGUUGAUGCCCCGUCCUGCGCUAGGGGAAACCCCGCGGUCUGGACGGAGGCACAGUCAGCUGCAGAGACCACCGAGAUGGACGCCGUCGAACUGCCGGACGCAAAUCUUGCCGAGGCAGAACGUCGCGACAUCGACGCUGACGACGCCCGCGCGCCCAGAAAGCGCCGGGCUGUGACGCACGACGAUUCCGACAACUCCGUGACCUCUGACACCGCGAGGCCGCGGAAGAAGGUGGCUAGGGCCUCCCGCGCCUCCACCACAGAGGCUGUGAAGACAGUUGCGGGCUCCUCCCGGAACACCGCCAAGCCGAGACCGGCAACGAAGACGCAGCGACCCACUCGCUCGCCUGCUGUCUCCCGGCAGCCUGAUGCGGACGGCUUUCAACGGGGCGGGGCUGCUCCUUCUCAUAAAGUGCACCCGUCCACCAGCUUUGCUGCCGCCACCGAGGUCGGACCGUCUGCCUCCUCCACCCAGCGAACAGAGCAGGCCGCUGGCGAGAGGCAGCAGCCGACUGCGCCGGCCACGGCUUCGCCCGGGAUGGUGGCAACCACCGCACCCACGGCUGGCGCGCGGGAUGCCGCCACACGCAGGCGUCGCCGGCGCGCGUGCCGGGCCACCACUGCCGCUUCGCAACGGACUGCCGCCGACACCCUGCCGCGGCAGCAGCCGGCAACUCGUGCUGCGCCGCCACUGCAACCAGCUGCCGAUGUUCCACGGCAGUCGGCUACUACGGUGCAGUCACAACAAGCCGCCCCCGUAGCGGAGGCCGCCCCAGCGGCCCCCGCCGCCCCCUCGGCUCCCGACGCCGCUGAGCUCCGAUCGCUUUUGCGGUCGUUGAGCCAGCUGCUCGAGCAACUCCCGGUGCUCGUCACCGCGGUCACGACGGCCCUCCAGGCCGGCGUUGCUACUUCUCCCCGCCACGGAUAA